Messenger RNA from Callorhinus ursinus (northern fur seal), 1383 nucleotides. The record is from RefSeq and is a predicted model, not a curated record. NCBI's taxonomy places the organism in Eukaryota, Metazoa, Chordata, Mammalia, Carnivora, Otariidae.
AUGAGUAAGAGAUACUUACAGAAAGCAACAAAAGGAAAGCUGCUAAUAAUAAUAUUUAUUGUAACCUUGUGGGGGAAAGUUGUAUCCAGUGCAAACCAUCAUAAAGCUCACCAUGUUAAAACGGGCACUUGCGAGGUGGUGGCACUCCACAGAUGCUGUAAUAAGAACAAGAUAGAAGAGCGAUCACAGACAGUCAAGUGCUCCUGCUUCCCUGGGCAGGUGGCAGGCACCACGCGAGCUGCUCCAUCUUGUGUGGAUGCUUCAAUAGUGGAACAGAAAUGGUGGUGCCAUAUGCAGCCAUGUCUUGAGGGAGAGGAAUGUAAAGUUCUUCCGGAUCGGAAAGGGUGGAGCUGUUCCUCUGGGAAUAAAGUGAAAACAACUAGGGUGACCCAUUAACCAAGGAUAAAUCAAGUGAUCCUCAAGCCUGAUUACAUUGAACAUAUGCACAGAAACUUAAUUCCUGAGGUGAUCUUGAAGGGAGAUUUUUAUAUUGCUCACAAGAGGCACUGCAGAGUCUUAUUUCCAAGGGAUUUCAUGGCUCGUCAUCAGCCUCUUCUUGAAACCAAGACUUUUAAAAAGUCAGACAUGAACUUCUGUGUCAUGAAGAUUUUGUCAGAUUUGAACUGUGUUCAACUUGUAAAAUUGCACUUGCUAAGAGAAUUUGAAGUUGCCAUCUGAAGAGUUGGUGUUUCCAGGUGAUGUCAGAGACAUUCACCUUUUGGGUUCUUGGCCUCAAAUGGGACUGCUUUUCUUGUUUUUGAAAGUCUGCCAAGUGCACCGGCCUUCUGCCAUGGGUAUGUUCCUGGGUCCGGUCCUGUGUUCCUUGGCUGGUGGGACUGCACCCGCCUUUAUUGACAUUUCCUUUGCGAACUUCUCUGGCAUGGUGUAGACUGAGACAAUUUUAUUUGUAUCCUAUUCUCGGAGCUCUGAAAGCCUACAUGUUUUAACAUCUUAAAGUUGCUUUUGUUAAAGGAAUGGAAAUAUAUAUCCAUUGAUAAUAAUUAUUGUUGGCAAGUAAUAGUUAUCUGACUACAUCAAUCAUAUAAGAAUGUAUAGACAAGCUGACAUGUUUCCCCAAGGCUAACAUACUAUUGCAGCUCUCUAUCAGUUAAAUAGGUAAUAGUUAGAACUGAAUUUCCAUUUUCAUUGUAUGCUAUUUUGUACUUCUAAGGGUACUCUCCCUCUCGGUGUUUGUUUUUGUUUUUUUUCAAGUGGGCUUUUUCUUUCAUGUUUACAUUUACUUUUUCCCUUCACAGAAAUCAGCAGUGAGCAGUCAAGUAUGUAGGAAGCCUUCAGUUUCAAAAAAUCGACAGGGACGCAUGUGGAUAUCUGAUUUCUUAGCUUGAGAGUUAUUCACUAAGAUUUCUUCUAGUAAUUUUUUUA